Molecule: messenger RNA, 621 nt
Organism: Wyeomyia smithii (pitcher-plant mosquito)
Lineage: Eukaryota; Metazoa; Arthropoda; Insecta; Diptera; Culicidae
Exons: 3
Coding region: 176-568 (130 amino acids)
Source: RefSeq, a predicted model, not a curated record
CGAAGAUUCAACAAACACCCUUAUUGUGUGCCAAUAACAAAGCUGGAAUGCACUUGAACAUAACAGAGACGAACUGAAGUCCACCUGUGCAAACAAACGCACGAAUCACCCUCAAUAUUUUAGAGUCUGACUAUCCAAUUGGGAAACAGUUCUUGGUGACAGUCAAAGGGAAGCAAUGAGUUGUACAAGCGCAUUACUAAGUAGCAUCGUCACACUUCUGGUCGCGGUCCAAUGUUUAGCCGAUGAACCGCCAGCAGCAGUUCCAGGUGGAAUCCAAAAAAUGUUCGAUGAAGUGCCGUUACCGUGCACUUCAAGGGCUGUACUGAAUCACCCAUGCUACUUCUGUAAAUGCAACGUGCUUGGAAAUUACCAGCACUGCAUUUACACAUGCAGUCCUAACAGUGGAAACCCCAACAUGCCGGGAACAAAGAUGUGCGCAGCAGACAAUAGUAUUCAGCUUGGCUGCAACCGUUGCCGGUGCAGCCCGGGAGAACUGUUUUACGAUUGUUACCUAGCUAAGGAGUGCACUAACAACGUCAUCAACUCCGAAGAUGGCAACAAUUUCUAACAUCCUACACAGAAUAAAGUAAAAUACUAACCUCGUUGUACCUCAAAUCCAAA